Messenger RNA from Lycium ferocissimum, 1813 nucleotides. Its product is annotated as vacuole membrane protein KMS1. The record is from RefSeq and is a predicted model, not a curated record. The transcript is spliced from 8 exons. The coding region runs from base 184 to 1458 and encodes 424 amino acids. NCBI's taxonomy places the organism in Eukaryota, Viridiplantae, Streptophyta, Magnoliopsida, Solanales, Solanaceae.
AUUUGUUUAUCCCAGAUCACUGGGUGACCCCCAUUGUUUGAAAAAUUAAGACCCCCCUUGAGAUAAAGAGAGAAGAGGUCAAACAGUGGAUCUGACAACUUGGAUCUAUCGAUUCUUUGAAUUGAUUCCAAGUUUUCUUUGCAAUCCAACACUUCUUGGAUUGUAAUAAAGGUGGAACAAACAAUGGGUUCCAAGAAGAAAUUAACAACCCAGAAAAGUUUCCCUUCUGCUUCUCCAGUUCAACAAAUGUCUAUUUCAGAUCAAUGUGCGAAGCAUCAAAAGGAUUUAGAAAAUUUGAAUCUGUUGACACAGCCUUUCAGAACGCUCAAGCUUUUCAGUAUGGCGAUGGUGCAGUACCUCAGGAAGUCGAUAGCAUAUCUUUUGUCGCAUCGAUGGUGUAUGUUCUUCAGUACCAUUGCUGUACUUGCCUUAGUACUGCUUGUGACAACCGAUGGUCCUCAUGUAAAGCAUGUCGAGGAGGUUCUUAAAUAUCUCCAGUUUGUAUUAUGGUGGGUGGCUCUUGGUGUUGCAUCUUCUAUUGGCCUUGGGUCUGGUCUGCACACUUUUGUCCUCUAUCUGGGCCCUCAUAUUGCUUUAUUUACGAUAAAAGCAAUGAAGUGUGGGCGAGUUGACCUCAAAAUGGCUCCCUAUGAUACAAUACAAUUUCAAAGAACUCCUUUAUGGCUUCGCAAAGAUUGUUCAGAGUUUGGCCCCCCUGUAUUUUCAUCUUCACAUGGCACAAGUGUUCCUCUUAGUAGCAUACUACCCCAAGUACAGUUAGAGGCUGUUUUGUGGGGCCUUGGAACCGCACUUGGAGAGCUUCCCCCAUAUUUUAUUUCAAGAGCAGCAAGCCUCUCGGGUAGUAGAGUGGACGCAAUGGAAGAACUAGAUGCACCUCCUGAAAAUAAUGGAUUUCUAUCUACUCGUCUGACUCAAAUGAAGCGCUGGUUUCUUUCCCAUGCACAAUGUUUGAACUUCUUCACAAUUCUAAUACUUGCUUCGGUUCCAAAUCCUCUAUUUGAUCUUGCUGGCAUAAUGUGUGGACAAUUUGGGAUCCCAUUUUGGGAGUUCUUUUUCGCAACUUUGAUUGGAAAGGCUAUCAUAAAAACUCACAUACAGACCGUGUUUAUAAUAUCUGUUUGCAACAAUCAACUUCUUUAUUGGGUGGAAACCGAGUUGAUUCGGAUGCUUAGUUUUAUACCCGGUCUUGAAACCAUGUUACCCAACAUCAUUGCCAAGCUCCAUUCCAUGAAAGACAAGUAUAUGGCUACCAAAACUCCUUCAGCAUCAAAUAUAAAGGUGAACAAAUGGGAUUUCUCAUUUGCCUCAGUUUGGAACGGCGUGGUUACAAUCAUGCUGCUGAACUUUUUCGUUAAGAUUGUAAAUGCUACUGCACAAAGGUAUUUAAAGAAACAGCAAGAAAAUGAAUUGGCUGGUCUGAAGAACAAAUCAUCCUGAGGGCAAUCAAAUAACCCUCUUCAUUCUCAUAGAUUUGUUUUACGUCCCAGCUCGCUAGCUACAUUUGUCAAAUGGUCAGAAAUAGGGCUUACGAAACAAUUGGUGGAUUUGGUGAUUACGAUAGAAGCUACUUGGAGACUCGGCACCAGCAAGUCCAUUUCAGAAACUUUGUACAAAAGAACACUAGUCUCACAAGUUCAUUGACUAUUAUGUAACUUCAAGAGAAACAUUAUUUUAGGGGUGCCAAUGAAGUGCCAUUGUUGACAACUUUGGAGAUUCAGGAAAUUUGUAACUCAUUAUUGGGCAGAUGCUCCAACAUUUAGAAAGUGAAGAUACCAUUUUCUGCAUUUAUAAA